Molecule: messenger RNA, 3488 nt
Organism: Aegilops tauschii subsp. strangulata
Lineage: Eukaryota; Viridiplantae; Streptophyta; Magnoliopsida; Poales; Poaceae
Source: RefSeq, a predicted model, not a curated record
CCUCAAUCAGGGACUACACGAGGUCCUUCCUGGUGCCACUGAUGGAGGAGAGGCGCGCCGGCGUCCGCGCCGCGCUGGAAGGCAUCGGCCACGCGCCGGUGGCUAAGGUGGACUGGAUCGAGGAGUACCGUCCGCUCUCAGAUCGGUCACUGUUAGGGUACACUCUCUGGUCGUCAGCUGGUGAUGGUGACUGUUAUUUCCCCAAGGACGACGAUGUGGUGCUGUUGACGCACCGGGGCCGACGUGCACGUCGGUGCCGGAGCAGCCGUGCGCCAUAGCGAUCGUUAGAGGCGACGCGGUGACCGAGGGUUUCAAAGUCCACACUCUGGUGGAGCUGCUAUCAGGUAGUCUGCCGCUCAAACAACAUGACGGAAGGGCGGAAAAGAUCGCAUUGUCUCUUUUCGCGGUGCACCUGAUCAACCACAAGACGGCAAUGUAUGCUCCGAGCCGGCUGCCUACCGCCGAUCAUGGGGACAUUAACGUCAUUCAGAAAAUUGCCAAGUAUACUCCAAUGGUUGGCCAAGAGCGCAAUUUGUUGUUGCCAAAACCACCUCCACAAAUACUACCACCAGACAAGGCGCUUGAUGAUGGUCUCGAGAAAUUCAAGCUCAGCCCCUCGCAGCACAACGCGGUGCUGGACUGCGUUUCAGCAAUGCAUCAAGAUACGUCGUGUUGGGUGCGCCUCAUCUGCGGGCCUCCGGGGACAGGGAAAACCAAGACCAUGGUGGCCCUGUUGUGGUCCAUGAUGAUGAAGAACCACAGGACACUGGCCCUCGCCCCGACCAACACCGCGAUGAUGGAGGUCGCGUCCAGUCUCCUCGCUCUCUUCGAUCGCGAUUCGCCCUUCUCCUGGAGCGACGUGGUGGUGCUUGGCAGCAAGGAUCUUGUCUAUGCCGUGGAUGCAAACCUCAGGGAGAUGUUACUCCAGCGGCGUAUUUCCCGGCUCAAUCAUGUCGAGGACUGGAGCGACCAUUUGAACAACUUGUUACACCUUCUUGAGAAGCCGUGGAGUUUGUAUUGCUCGUACCGUUGGGACGCCAGGAAGGAGUACGAGGAAUGUGAUUGGGAGCUGCAGGGACCAGAGCUCGGGAGGUGGGAUGAGCAAGGAGGGACAGUGUCAUUUACGGAAUUCUUCGUGGACAACUACGAACACUUUGAAGAAUGUCUGCGCCGCUGCCUAAAAGCUUACCGCAACGACCUCCCCCUCCCCGCAAGGUGCGAGCAGAGCUUCCCUUUUAUAGAUGAGCUCCUGCACGCGCUCGAAACCUUGGGGGACCUCCUGCGGGCCGACCCGGAACGGCUGAUGCGAAAGCUCUUCUUCAAGAAGCCGGUGGGGUGGCCGGAGUUUCUGGAAGCAAGAGCCGUGUGCAUCGACAAGCUGAAGCAAUUGCCCGACCACUUUCACGUCCCAACCUCUUAUGACAAAUUCGAAGAGUACAUACUGAACAAUGCUAAGAUCAUACUUUGCACCGCUUGUACCUCGUCCCAGCUGAGCCAGGGCAGGAAACUUGGGGAACUUAAGCCAAUCGACCUUCUUGUCGUUGAUGAGGCGGAGCAGCUGAGGUAGAGUGAGCUGCCGAUGCCUCUGCGGACCGGUGUCCGUUGCGCUGUCCUCAUCGGCGACGAAUCCCAGUUACCGGUCCAAGUCAAAAGAAAGGCCACCUUGGACGCCGACUUCGAGAGAAGCCUGUUCGAGAGGCUUAUAUCCCUUGGACAUCCUAGGCACCUCCUUGACGUGCAGUACAGAAUGCACCCGGGGAUAAGCAAGUUCCCCCUCUCAAGGUUUUACCUCGGCAAGGUGACAGAUGGCCCCAACGUCCUCCAAAGGGAUUACGAGAGGAAGCUCCUGGCUGGCCCAAUGUACGGCCCCUACUCGUUCAUCGACAUCAAAGGCGGGACCGAGAGCUCGGGCGAGCAUGGCAUGAGCCUGAGCAACACGGCCGAGGCAGCCGCCGUGACCCGGAUCGGGGAGAGAUUGUUCAAUGAGUCGGUUCGCUCGGGACAAAAGCUCGCCGUAGGCGUGGUAUCGCCGUACAAGGUGCAAGUCCACGCCAUCCAGGAGAGCCUCGGAAGGCUCGAGUGCUGGGCACAUGGCGGCCGAGAAGGCUUCUCCCUGAAGGUUCAGACCGUGCACGGGUUCCAGGGUGCCGAGGAGGACGUCAUCGUCUUCUCCGCCGUGCACAGCAACAGCCACGGGUCGGUGGGGUUGCUGGCCGACUGGAGGCGCACGAACCUGGCGCUGACCCGGGCAAAGCACUGCCUUUGGAUCCUGGGCAACUCGGCGACGCUGUUGAGCAGCAAGACGAUCUGGCAAGAGAUAGUGGCCGACGCAAAGGAAAGAGGGUGCUUCUAUGACUGCAACAACGACGAGGACCUUGCGGCCACAAUACGUGACGCCGUGGUCGAUCCGCCGGAUGAAUGAAGUGGACACUGGACAACCUGCUCAACAUGUACAGCAGCUUCGUAUAGGCCGACCAUGAUCUAGGGUACGAAUGAACUGAGUCCUUGUGCUUGUCAAGUUGACAACGAGCCAAUUUCCGAAAGAGACAUCAGAGAUGCAUGGGCUUAAUCUGUUGGACCGGUAGUUAGGUUUGUAAGUCUCAGCUUCCUUCCCUGCAGGAAUCCAGGAGGAACUGGAUAUGAAAUUAUGAACGGACAUGCCUGGUAGGGAUGCGGUUGUCUGUCAAUUGUGCGGCAGCCUUAGGAGGCCAACUGCGCGGGGAAAAAUGAUGUUCUGAAAGCCUUGAUACCCGUUGUUCUCUCCUGGAUACUACAUUACUAUUAUCAAGAAAAGUUACUUUCGAUUUUGUUAAAGAGGUUUCCCCAUCUGAUUUCAACUAUUAGCAACCAGCAGCACGUUCAUGCUCUGUAGUGCUUUCUCAGAUUGCUGUGGAUCUUGGUGGCCAUAGAUCGAUGUGAGUCCGCGUUAGGCGUUACCCUGCAUCGAUCUAGAUGAAGCCAGCAUGCAGGAGAAGAAACAGUGAGGCGAAGAAUUGAAGAUGCUUGGAACUGCAACAGAUGGAGUUGAUUAAUUUGUUCUCUUGAUCGAUCGACAUCUUGGUUAUCUGGUCACCACCGCACUUGCUGUGUCUGCAGUGUACUCCUGUGGUAGAAUAGAAUGCUGCGCUGUAGUUGUGGACUUGUAGCAGUGUGUUGAGUUAAUUCACAUGCCUUUUGUACCUGUGGUUGGGUGCUGAUUAGUUCGUUAGUCUCUAGCUUUCUGGUUAGGCAGCUGCGGCUGCCAUUUAAGAUGGUUCCUUUUGUUGAUGUCUGCUGUGCUGACUGUCGAGGCUGGCAUAUGUACAAAGUUGACCCCAUCAUAGAGGCAGGCUCACGGGAAUGAGAAUCAAGAGCAAAAAGGGGUAGGAUUUAUAAGUGGGAUGUUGGAUGAUCAGCAGUGCAGUGUAGUUAGUCUGUACCAGUUUUUGUGUUUAUCAUCGACGUGAACGAUUGACAAUUGUACUGUGUGGUAACUUCACAGAUACAAU